Molecule: messenger RNA, 2037 nt
Organism: Entelurus aequoreus (snake pipefish)
Lineage: Eukaryota; Metazoa; Chordata; Actinopteri; Syngnathiformes; Syngnathidae
Exons: 2
Coding region: 73-1935 (620 amino acids)
Biological process (GO): DNA integration
Molecular function (GO): nucleic acid binding; zinc ion binding
Source: RefSeq, a predicted model, not a curated record
AACUCAAUAUACUUAAUAUACGUUGUGUCUACUAAGUCUAUAUCAACAUUGGUAGCAGAGGAUGGUUUGAAGAUGGCUGCGAACUACAGAGUACCGCCGAAGUUUGACGAAACCAGGCCGUAUGAAUGUUGGAAAAAUGAAGUUAACAUAUGGGCACGAGUUACCGAACUCGACAAGAAAAAGCAGGCGCUUGCUGUGGCUUUGGGUCUGGAAGGACGAGCCAAGGAUAUCGCUAUGGAGAUACCAGCAGACGACUUGGACAAAGACACUGGUAUGGCGACAUUACUAGCAAAACUGGACGGUGUGUUUCAGCAAGAAGAAAAGGACCGCGCGUACGAAGCGUAUUCCCAGUUUGAUCGUUUAAUGAAAGACAGUUCCGUUUCAAUGGCAGACUACAUAAUUGACUUUGAGCAGCGAUACAAUCGAAUUAAAAAGUACGACAUGGCGCUUCCAGAUGCUGUGUUAGCCUUCAAGUUGUUGGACACGGCCUGCCUCGAUGAGAAAAACAGACAACUUGCACUAACGGCGUGCCCCGACCUAAAGUUUGCGUCCAUGAAGUCGGCACUCAAGCGGAUUUUUGGAGCGAAAACGGCGCCAGGUUUGUCGCACGGGAUUCAACUAAACCAAGAUGCAGCUUUCUUCACUGAACAACGACAACGACAAGGACAGGGAAGACGGAACACGUUUCAACAGACGAGUGAAAGGACACCGUUGCCGGGCACCAACCCAUUGGAUAAGUUCGGUAAGCGUUCAAGAUGUGCCGUUUGUCAAAGCACAUUUCAUUGGGCCAAGGACUGUCCUUACAAGAAGAACGAACAAGUAAGACUAACAGAAGACGAAAAUGUAGAAGAAGUUAACAUAACGUUGUUGACAAAUGACCCUAUGUCUGACGCUGAGAUUUUCAUAACUGAAUCCCUGGGAUCAGCCAUCAUAGACACGGCAUGCACUCGUACAGUAUGUGGGGAGAAAUGGCUUGACAGUUAUGUUAGUUGUCUUAGUCAAGAGCAGACAGACAAAAUGAUGAGGACAGAAAACACCAGUUCAAGACCAUUUCGUUUUGGAGAUGGCAACUUAGUAUAUUCCACCAGAAAAGUGAAACUACCUGCCAAAAUAGGACAAACAAAAUGUCACAUUGAGACAGAAGUGGUCAACGCUGACAUUCCACUGCUGCUGAGUAAGUCCUCACUGAAGAAGGCAGGAACUGUUUUAGAUAUGGAGAAUGACAGAGCAGUGAUGUUUAAACAGCAGAUUCCUCUUGAGUUCACCAGCUCAGGACACUACUGUGUGGACAUAAGAGACAAAAACAGCACAACACAGCAAAUGAAAGAUGACGUGAUACUUGCAGCGACAGCUGAAGAUGAAGUCCUGACAGUGACAGAAAACAUGUCUUCAGCCGAAAAGCGCAAAAUCCUUCUCAAGCUACACAAACAGUUUGGCCACGCAUCUGCAGACAGGCUGCAGAGGCUAAUUCAAAGCUCGGGUAAUAAAGACAAGGACUGCCUCACUAUUUUGCAACAAAUAGUGCAUGAUUGUGACAUAUGUCAGAGAUACAGCAAAGCGAAGCCGAGGCCAGCUGUUGGUCUGCCUCUAGCUACAGAAUAUAAUGAGACGGUGGCGGUGGACCUGCAUGAGUUGGAGCCAGGAGUGUGGUAUCUACAUGUGAUCGACCAAUUCACCCGGUUCAGUGCAGGAAGCAUUGUGAAGACAAAGAAGGCCUCUGAAAUGGUCAACGCCCUCAUCCACACAUGGAUAAGUGUUCACGGCCCUCCUCGUAUUUUGUACAGCGACAACGGUGGAGAGUUCAAUAAUGAAGAGUUUCGUGACAUGGCCGAAAACUUCAACAUCGAGACGAGGACAACAGCAGGAUACAGUCCCUGGAGCAACGGGCUGUUGGAGAGACACAAUCAGACUCUCACCGACAUCCUACUGAAGUGAUGCCUCGCUGGGAAACUUGCCUGAUGGAGGUACUCAAGGAGGGACAUUGAUCACUCUCAUGGGGGAAAACGGGAAGUUUUCUCCUCUCUGUUGGCAAUCUAA